This is a messenger RNA of Penaeus vannamei (Pacific white shrimp), 2934 nucleotides long. The record is from RefSeq and is a predicted model, not a curated record. Lineage: Eukaryota; Metazoa; Arthropoda; Malacostraca; Decapoda; Penaeidae.
AUGGCACCAUUAGCAGAUACGGGGUUGAUCAUUGGCACCCCCAUCAUUCAGCUGUACUGUGGCAUUUUCGUGAGUGUGGGUUUUCUCACGGUAUAUCACUCUGUUUUGUGUUGCGCGAAUAAAAGAGGCAGAAGUGCAGUUUCAGCCUGCAAGAGUGAGAAAAAGGCUGAGGAACGACUUCAGCAGCAGUGGAAUACCGAAGCGACCCAGCUGUACAUACACGAGGCGACGAUGAUGUCUACACUGAACAGUUCUGUGUACCAGCGACACCUUGACCAUGGCCCGCCUACAUUCAGGAUGAAUUAUGCACACAUCACAGAUCAUAAAUUAAUCCAUGAGUCACCCCUGACUUCAAAGAAAAUGAAGGUGUACAGCGUUACCAGAUACACAACCUUGAGUGCUUCGACCAUCUGUGUUUCCCCUGAUUACACUUCCGGAGAAACGGCCGGUGGUGGGCGCUCCCUAUGUACUGUGUGUGUUCGUCGUGGGCGUGAUUCUCAUGGGCGUGGGGACCUUCGUGACGUCACACGCCUACGAAGACGACCCGAAAGACCCGGUCCUGAUGGCGGUCGGACCGACGCUUCUCGGCUGGGAGGCCUGCUGCUGGUGGGGUCGGUCGUCCUGUGCGUCGUGGCCUGCUGCAGGAACCAGAACUUUCACGAGUCCAUGCCCGACGACCUCUUCAGCAUCGGCGGCUCCACCUUCUACGGCGGCAGGAACUUCGUGCAGCAGGAGGAUGAGGUCCGCCUCCACUCCGCCCCCGCCCACCACCUGCACAACUCGAUGGUGAGCGGAGUGGUCAACCCAGCUGGGCCGCCACUCGAGGACCACCACAGCGAGGCCGUCAGAUACCUGGCCGAGACGGUCGUGGAGGAGCGGAACAGACGGAAAAACUCCCGCAAGUUCCUCCACCAAAACUCCUGGGACUCUCCUGGCCUAAGAGACCACGCCCCCCUGUUCCACACGUCUUCGCACGGCCCCCUCCGAGAGGAAGCCGCCCACCUGGAGCACCUGGGACUCGAGAGGCUUCGGCGGGCGGAUCCUCACAUGGAGCUCGCCGAGGCUUUCGACCUGGACGACGACAGCGAAGGCUACGAGGCGGGAGUGCGGGAGAGGGCGUACAGCAUGUCAGUCCGCACCCCGGCAGCAGCCCUGGCACCCAUUCCACACAGACUCCGCAGAAAUGUCACCUUCUCCCCGGCAUCGCGAGCUAGAAUACAACAAGAGUUGUUGAUGCAACAGCAGCAGCAAGCAAAUCAACUAUUGCAAGUUCCACCUGAGCUUUCCGUUCCUCAGCGAAAGCGAAGCUCUAGACGGCGAAAGGCCCGGGCCAAGGAUUCUGACCCCUCGGCUGUGAAGAUUCAUCAGCUCCCUCAGUACAACCCCGACAUACUGAGCGCCUUGGGCAUCCAGCCAGGCCGAGCGCCCGUCAGGCGAGGUCUGAGCAACAGCAGCCACGGCUCCGGCUCCCUGAAGAAGAGAGGUCCGGACCCAGACGUGACCCACGGCAGUCUGGGUAAGCCUCGCCGACGCCCUUCCAUGGGAGUGAGCAGCCUGUCCCAGACCAGCUCCGGCUCAGCCUACAGGCACCGCUCCUCCAUCUACGCCUCGGACAUGGAGCUCCACCGAUCUCCGAGAGGCGUGGGCGGCCCUGUGAACGGGUCCGGGAUGAACAAGAGCGUGAACAGUGUUGGCAGUUCGAUGUCGGACAUGGGGCGAGAACCCUGCCUGCCGGACGGACACCGCGAGGAGCCCGCCUAUGGCCCGCCGUCGUCUAAUGGGGGCUCCGUCAGCGACUUCCGGCGGAUAGACUCGUCGCCGCUGCUGAGCCUCCCCGACCCGGCCGAGGAAUCCGCGUCCCCCAGCUCCUUCCACCGGCCUGGGGGAGACUACAGCACCCCCCCGCCGUCGUCGUCCCCGUCACCCAUGAGGCACCGGCGCCCCCUCUCGCACAUCUCCUCCUGCUGCUCCGACUGCUGUGACUGCGGCAACGACAGCUGCGGCGGCGAGGAGUGCAAGGCCCACGACGGAGGGGGCGACGGGGGGGCUUCUGACGAGGGGGCUGGCGAGGCUGACGGAGGCCAAGGCAGCGAGAGGGAAGGCUCCUGCCGAAACCAGCGCGGCGAUCGGUCCAAAAGCGAUUCAGACUGAAAAGAUGAUUUCCAUUUUCAAGGAGAACUUGAGGGAAAUAGUCGAAAUAGCCAUGAAAAAAGUCAGUGUGUAAUAAGAUUCAUGAACACGGAUCAAAUAGCUUCCUUUCAUAUUAUUUAUUCACUUGUCAGCCAUACGUUAUUGCUUUUGCUUGCCCCUUGAUAAGAAAAAGAAACACCAACAUUCUUCAAGUCCCAUUCUCAUUUGUCCAUCCUCCCGCCCUCAUACGUAUAAACGCCUCAUCGAAACCCAACACGACUGCGGGGUCCUGUGUCCGUGCAUGCAACCCCACUGCAAUUUCGCUUUGAACCUUUGCCCAGAAAGGUAAUGAAUACAUGAACGUGGAUUAUUAGGACUCGAAGUGGACUUUGAACACCGAGACAAGGACGCCGCCCCUGACACUGAACCGCGGAGAGGUGGGCGGGGUCCUCGACGUACGUGUUAUAGUGGACACGCCUAAGGAGGAGCGAUGGGCGUGGAUUCUGCUUCACGGGUUGCUAUUGCAGUAGGUGUUGGUGUGUGCGUGCGUGUGUGCCUUUAUGUGUGCUUGUGUGUUUUUAUUUGUGUGCGUGUGUGAGGGAGAAAGGGAGAGAAUGAGAAAGAAUAUGUGUGUGUGUGUGUGUGUGACCUUAGAGGAGUUUGAUUAGCCUUCCCUGGCUAGUUUUAUCGUGUUAGUAAGAUAACUAGGCAGGAGAGCAUCUCUCUCACUCUCUUCUCUUCUAACUAUCCUUUUCUCCUCUUCUCUCUUUCUAUCUCAUAAUAUCUAUCUAUUUAUCUGUCUAU